Messenger RNA from Salvelinus sp. IW2-2015, 3432 nucleotides. It is a transcript of the gene kcnh2b, whose product is annotated as potassium voltage-gated channel, subfamily H (eag-related), member 2b. Gene Ontology annotation, cellular component: plasma membrane. Gene Ontology annotation, biological process: membrane repolarization during action potential; regulation of heart rate by cardiac conduction; potassium ion transmembrane transport. The record is from RefSeq and is a predicted model, not a curated record. Gene Ontology annotation, molecular function: inward rectifier potassium channel activity. NCBI's taxonomy places the organism in Eukaryota, Metazoa, Chordata, Actinopteri, Salmoniformes, Salmonidae.
AAGCUGCCCCCCUGGCUCCCCACAGGCCGGCCGCGUGGCUUCAAGCUCCGCCUGCCCUCACUUCGCUCCCUCAGCAACAGCAAAGCCUCUCUGGACGACCCAGAGACAGGGCGCCUCCCGGCCCCUGGCUACCCCAGCCACGAGUCCCUGGCUCUGGGAGAGCUGCUCUCCCUGCCCACAUUACCUCCGGGGCACAAGAGCUCCAGUAGCACAGGCAGCAGCAGCAGGCCGGUCCUCCUGUGGCCCGAGGACCAGCGCGGCCUGCUGGGCUCAGAGCCUCCACCGUCCGCCACCCCCUCCUCGCUGCCCCCCGGCCAGUCGCCGUCCCGCAUCGCCCUCCAGACGCUCAACCCGAACGUCUCUCUGUCCAACUGCAGUCUGUCACACAGUCGCUCCCGCGAGAGCUUCCACAGCAUGCGGCGGGCGUCGUCAGUGGAUGACAUCGAGGCCAUGCGGCCGGCGUCAGACCGGAAAUACAGCACAGCCCAUCCCAUCCACAGCAGCACAGGGGCGGUGAACAACAAGUCCAACAUCCUCAACUCCACGUCGGACUCGGACCUCAUGCGUUACCGCACCAUCAGUAAGAUCCCCCAGAUCACCCUGAACUUCGUGGACUUCAAGGCGGACCCCCUGAGCACGCUGCCCCCGGGGGACAUGGACAUCAUAGCCCCCUGCAAGCUCAUCGACCGCACACACCACGUCACCGAUAAAGUCACCCAGGUGCUGUCGCUGGGUGCUGACGUCCUGCCAGAGUACAAGCUCCAGGCCCCUCGCAUCCACAAGUGGACCGUCCUCCACUACAGCCCCUUCAAGGCGGUGUGGGACUGGCUCAUCCUGCUGCUGGUCAUCUACACGGCUAUCUUGACCCCGUACUCCGCCGCCUUCCUCCUCAACGACCACGAGGAGGUGGCUAUGGUGAACUGUGGCUACUCGUGCUCGCCGCUCAACGUGGUCGACCUAAUCGUGGACAUCAUGUUCAUCGUGGACAUCGUCAUUAACUUCAGGACGACGUACGUCAAUACUAACGACGAGGUGGUCAGCGCUCCGCUGAGGAUAGCGGUCCAUUACUUCAAGGGCUGGUUCCUCAUCGACAUGGUGGCAGCCAUUCCCUUCGACUUGCUCAUCUACCGCAGCGGAGAGGAGACGACUACUCUGAUAGGCCUGCUGAAGACAGCCCGCCUCUUGCGGCUGGUGCGCGUGGCGAGGAAGCUGGACCGCUACUCGGAGUAUGGCGCCGCCGUCCUCUUCCUGCUCAUGUGUACAUUCGCCCUUAUCGCCCACUGGCUGGCGUGCAUCUGGUACGCCAUCGGCAGCGUGGAGCGCAACGGCAGCAUUGGCUGGCUCCACACGCUGGGCGAGUCUUUGGGGAAACACUACAACGAGACGGUGCAGGGCUCGGGCCCUUCCAUAAAGGACAAGUACGUGACGGCACUCUACUUCACCUUCUCCAGUCUGACCAGCGUGGGCUUUGGCAACGUCUCCCCCAACACCAACUCCGAGAAGAUCUUCUCCAUCUGCGUCAUGCUUAUCGGAUCUCUGAUGUACGCCAGCAUCUUUGGGAACGUGUCGGCCAUCAUCCAGAGGUUGUACUCGGGUACAGCGAGGUACCACACCCAGAUGCUGCGGGUCCGAGAGUUCAUCCGGUUCCACCAGAUCCCCAACCCACUGAGGCAGCGGCUGGAGGAGUACUUCCAACACGCCUGGUCCUAUACUAACGGCAUCGACAUGAAUGCUGUGUUGAAGGGGUUCCCAGAGUGUCUUCAGGCUGACAUAUGCCUCCACCUUAACCGUACACUCCUGGAGAACUGCAAGGCCUUCAAGGGCUCCACGAAGGGCUGUCUGCGGGCCCUGGCCAUGAAGUUCAAGACCACCCACGCCCCGCCCGGCGACACCCUGGUGCACGCCGGCGACGUGCUCACCGCCAUCUACUUCAUCUCGCGCGGCUCCAUCGAGAUCCUCCGAGGCGACGUGGUGGUGGCCAUCUUGGGGAAGAAUGACAUAUUUGGCGAGCCCAUCAACCUUUACGGGCGAGCGGGGAAGUCUAACGCCGAUGUGAGAGCUCUGACCUACUGUGACCUCCAUAAGAUCCACAGAGAGGACGUCCUGGAGGUGUUAAACAUGUACCCCGAGUUCUCCGACCACUUCUGGAUGAACCUGGAGAUAACCUUUAACCUCCGGGAUACCAAUAUGAUUCCUGGCUCUCCAGAAAGUGACAACUCAGACUGUAUAGGAUUCAACAAACUGCGCAGACGCAAACUAUCAUUCCGGCGCCGGACAGAGAAGGAUGAUGCAGAUGCAGGAGAGAUUAAAAAGGAGAGAGCCAAUAAACCACUACGGCGGAGACGGAAGGAGGCGGCCAGUAACCAGGGGGAGGGGCCUCUGAGCUCAGUGUCCUCCCACUCCAGUGGCGACGAAGGGGAGGAGUCUGUGGUCACAUGCCCUGCCCCUCCAUCGGCUCUGCAUGAGAUGUCCCCGACUCAGGCCACCACCCUGAACUUCAGCGACACUCCCGAGGGGGAGGGAGACCCAAAGGGGGGCAACACCUGCAAUGCACUCACAGGAGCAUUUUCAGGGGUGUCCAACAUCUUCAGUUUCUGGGGUGAGAGUCGGGGCAGUCGUGAGUACCAGGAGUUGCCGCGCUGCAGCCUGCCUUCCUCUCCCCCCCUCAACAGUAUCAGCCGCAGGCAGCGCACCGAGCUGGAGAACAGACUGGACCUGCUGCAGAAGCAACUCAACAGGCUGGAAACGAGGAUGUCGACAGACAUCGGGGCAAUCAUGCAACUACUACAGCGUCAGAUGGCCCUGGUGCCCCCAGCCUACAGCACUGUGUUGUCUCCCUCUCAGGCCUCACCCUACCCUAGCCCUGGUCCUGGAGAGAGGCUGGUGCAGUCUGAGACACUGGCUUCCCUCUCACAGAUCUCACACCCCCAGGACUUUGAGGAGUUCCCCGGCAAGUCGUGUGACUCUCUCCGCGGCCCUGAUCAGCUGCACCCCCAGGACUCGCCUCUGGUCAGCCCCACCGAGACACGACGAGACACCACUGGGCUGGGCAGCUUAAUCCUGGACCUGGACCUGGACCUGGGCAGCUUGGAGCUAGAACUAGGGGCUGGGUCAGUGGCAGGGUUUGGGUCAGGGAUGCGGGCAGGUUCAGGGUUGGGGUCAGGGAUGCGGGCAGGUUCAGGGUUGGGGUCAGGGAUGCGGGCAGGUUCAGGGUUGGGGUCAGGGAUACGGGCAGGUUCAGGGUUGGGGUCAGGGAUGCGGGCAGCUUCAGGGUUGGGGUCAGGGAUGCGGGCAGGUUCAGGGUUGGGGUCAGUGGGAGGGGCGAAUGGCCUGGACCCUGACACCCAGCGAAGGCUCUCUCUGCCUGAGCCACAGACGCCCCUGGACUCACAGACACCACAGAGGCACAGCUCCGACCCUGGGGGGAGCUAA